Molecule: messenger RNA, 495 nt
Organism: Drosophila innubila
Lineage: Eukaryota; Metazoa; Arthropoda; Insecta; Diptera; Drosophilidae
Gene: UQCR-Q
Product: cytochrome b-c1 complex subunit 8
Exons: 3
Coding region: 143-412 (89 amino acids)
Biological process (GO): mitochondrial electron transport, ubiquinol to cytochrome c
Source: RefSeq, a predicted model, not a curated record
UGGUAACAGUGAUCAGAUUUGUCAGGAAAAAAGCUAUUUGGGCAACACUGGUUAGCAUUGUCAAACAGCCGGAGAGACGGACGGACGUCAUUUGAGGUUUUCUAAAUAAAGGCACAGUUUUUUGAUUUAUCAAGCUUGAAACAUGCGUCCAACUCCUGUCCUGAAUGGUGCCCACUUCGGCAACCUCGCCAAGGUGCACGGCAUUGUGACCUACAAGUUGUCUCCCUUCGAGCAGCGCGCUUUUGCAGGUGCCAUCAGCAACGGUCUCCCCAAUAUUGUGCGCCGUGUUCGCUCGAACAUCUUCCGAGUGGUCCCACCCUUCAUUCUGGGAUACUUGAUCUACGAUCUGACCGAACGUAAACACUCAGCUUUGGCCCGCAAGAACCCCGCUGAUUACGCCAAUGACCAAUAAACGAACUGUAUUUUAGUCGGCGCACAUUAGCAAAAAAUAGUGAUGUUAAGCUAAAUAAUAAAAGGAAACCCACAGUUCAAUUG